GCCCUGUAGUCACGUGAUGGAGACCACGGCUCUUCUCUGCUUCCUCCUCCUGGCCCAGGCGUCUGCGUUUCCAUGGUUACACAACUCUAAGAGCAACGUUCUUGUGCAAGAAAAAGUUCAAGUAGAAUUAGUCACCCCUUCAUCCCACCAUGACCACGGAGGAAGUCGAUUCGCGCGCGCAGCGGAAGUCCUUCCGGACGACCUCCACUUCCGGUUUGACCUGGGGUCACGGGAGGUCAACCUGAGGUUAGGGAGAAGCGCGCGGGGCUUGAGGAAAGACGCUAAGAAAGACAUUGUGGACUUCCCGGUGUUUGUCAUUGAGAACGGGAGGAUACAGCGGAAACAGAUCUUGCACGACCAGCCAAUCGGCGUGUACGCCAACGAGUCGACAGGAAGCUCCUUCGUGGUGAGGAAAACCAGCAACCGGUCGGACUUUAUCCUGGAAGGCAUCUUCUACGACGGUUUGGACCAGUUCCACAUGACACGUGACAUGCACGGAGGCCUGCAUCGAAUACACAAGCAGACGCGGGUAGUCGAUUUCCAGGACGAUUACGUCAAUUUCAUUCACGAAGAAGAGCACAAAAAGGUUGGCAUGGACAGCACGAGAGCUCCACACAUGCGCAAGAGUCACGCGGUACAUAAACGUCAGGCGACGGGGAGUGAGCACGACAUACAGCUGUUUAUGGUAGCGGACAACAGGGACUAUCGCACAUGGCUGAAGUACUACGGAUACAACUCAACGCUCACUGAGCUGGAGAUGAACCUUUACUACGCCUUCAUUGCAAACUCCAUGAGCGUCAGAUACAGCAGUGUCAGCCUGGUCGACCCGUCCUUCCACCUAGACAUCGUCAUUACAGGACUACUCAUUGUCAACUCCCAGGCCGUGUCAUACUGGACAGAGGACUAUACCCUGAGGCCUGGCUCCCACUAUGUGGACGCGAGUGGAGCCCUGGAGUCCUUCCGCCACUGGGUCAAGUCGGCCCGGUUUGACCUACCCCCGAGUGACCACUGGAUGUUGUUUACUGGGUUCGACAUAUUCACGGACCGGAACCCUAAUGUUGCAGACACGUGCCCACAAGGUGACGACCCGACCGCACCGUGCGUGAGAGAUGACUGUCCUUACUACACAGGCCGCACGCGCCUCGUCUACUGCUGCCACACGUGCAGGUCUCUGGCCCCGGCCUGGCUCUCGCUGCUCACCAACAAGGCCUCCGAGACUCAAGUCGUUCGACGGACGCCUCACCACUCCCCGCCCGUCCACACUUACCCAGCGCUCUCGCAACAGCGGUCGCGCAUGCAGCAACGAGUACAGACACCACCACCACAACAACAACAGCAGCAACAGCAACAACAGCAACAACAACCACAACAAUCACAACAAUCACAGCAACAACAACUUCCACUGACCUCGAAGAAACCGUCCCACCUCGGCAACCACGACCCUCUUCGGUCCCAUACGUCGGUGAUGAAGUCCCAUCUUCAGCAGCAACAGCAACAGCAGCAACAGCAGCAACAACAACCACAACAGCAACAAGAACAGCAGCAGAAUCAGCAGCAGCCACCACCCCAACCACCACCACUUCCACAACCACAACCAGCAGCCCUGCCUCCACCCUCCAUAUCCCCUCAAAGGUUUCAGAAUUACGUCGGACAUCCCGCAUCGACCAAACGUCAAAACGACCUGCAUUACCUGCAGCAGCUGCAGAUUUUACAGCAACAGCAGCUGCAACUGCAGCAACAGCAGCAAAGGUUGUUGCAACUGAAGCAACAGCAACAUCAGCAACAGCAACAGCAGCAGCAACAGCAACAGCAGCAACAGCAGCAGCAACAGCCGACUCCUAUUCACCCGGCUCUGCAAACUCAGUCUCAAAUCCCCAAGAUACAGCGACUGCCGGACCUGUCGCAGCAAAACGCGAUCCAAGUCCCCAGAUUCUCUCCAACUUUGCUGCAAGGUCAACAGUUGCUUCAGCAACCACAACCACAACCGCAACCACAACAAACGCAGCUACAACAACAACAGCAACAGCAGCAGCAGCAGCAGCAGGAACAACAACAACAGCCAAUUUCAAUCCCGAUGAAUCAGCUGAUUCCUCUAGUGCUGCAGAGUUUUAUGCACAUGAGCCAACAGAUGCAGCUACAACAUCGCUAUUUACAACAGCAACAACAGCAACAAAAACAGAAAAAAGAUAUACUGCAGCAACAACAGUUGCCAGGGAAACAACAACAGCAGCUGCAGCAACAGUUCCAGAUGGUGCUUCCAACAGAUUCGCCGACAACAUCGACUCCUUCACCACCCCCUCAGCCGGCCACUUCACAAUCUCAUCAUCAUCACCACCAUCAACAGCCUCAACAACAACAACAACAGCAGCAGCAACAGCAGCAGCAACAUCAGCAGGUGAAUCAGCAUCAGCCGCAGCCUCAUCUACAACAACAGCAACAGCAACAACAACAACAGCAAGUACAUCUGCCUCAUCAACAACAGCAGCAGCAACAGCAAGUCAGGAAACGCAAAUACAGUGGACACCCGGGUCUCAAAAAGUAG
Molecule: messenger RNA, 2542 nt
Organism: Aplysia californica (California sea hare)
Lineage: Eukaryota; Metazoa; Mollusca; Gastropoda; Aplysiida; Aplysiidae
Biological process (GO): proteolysis
Molecular function (GO): metalloendopeptidase activity
Source: RefSeq, a predicted model, not a curated record